Messenger RNA from Odontomachus brunneus, 2689 nucleotides. Its product is annotated as proliferation-associated protein 2G4. The coding region runs from base 1 to 1164 and encodes 387 amino acids. The record is from RefSeq and is a predicted model, not a curated record. Lineage: Eukaryota; Metazoa; Arthropoda; Insecta; Hymenoptera; Formicidae. The transcript is spliced from 7 exons.
AUGGCGGACAAGGAGGAUACCGAAAAGACCAUCGCCGAGGACUUGGUUGUCACCAAGUAUAAAAUGGCCGGCGAGAUCGUGAAUCGGGUUUUAAAGCAAGUCCUAGACAAAUGCAUUGCUGGAGCAUCUGUGAGGGAGAUAUGCGAAUACAGUGACAAGUUACUUCUAGAGGAGACUAGUAAAGUUUUUAAAAAGGAGAAGGAACUUAAAAAGGGAAUUGCUUUUCCAACAUGCAUAUCAGCUAAUAAUUGUAUUUGCCACUUCUCCCCUAUUGCUAGUGAACCCGAUCGCAUACUUAAAAAUGAAGAUAUGGUUAAAGUUGAUCUGGGAGCACAUGUUGAUGGCUUCAUAGCUGUAGUGGCACAUACCAUUGUCAUAGGUUCUUCAGUGGAGAGCAAAGUGACAGGCAGGAAAGCAGAUGUAGUUUUAGCUGCGCAUUAUGCUUCUCAAGCUGCAUUGAGGCUUUUGAAGCCAGGUACAGAGACUUACACGAUAACGGGAACUGUGGAGAAGAUAUGUGAUGCCUAUAAGUGUAAGCCGAUUGAAGGAAUGCUAAGUCAUCAGUUAAAGCAAUUCAAGAUUGACGGAGAGAAGACGAUAAUUCAGAACCCGAACGAUGCACAAAAGAAAGAACAUGAAAAGUACACACUCGAAACUCACGAAGUUUACGCGAUGGACGUGUUGGUUAGUACAGGUGAGGGAGUAGGGAGGGAACAGGACACCCGUGUCACGAUAUACAAGAAGACAGAGGAGACAUAUCAGCUUAAACUGAAGGCAUCUCGUGUGUUCUACUCGGAAGUCUCCCAUAAGCACGGUCUCAUGCCAUUCAAUUUACGUACUUUCGAAGACGAGAAGAAAGCUAAAAUGGCUGUAGUAGAGUGUGUUAAUCAUAGGCUGAUUGAGCCAUUCCAAGUACUGUACGAGAAGCCGAACGAAUAUGCUGCGCAGUUUAAAUUCACGGUACUAUUGAUGCCUAACGGACCUCACAAAAUUACAGGAAUUCCCUUUGAUCUCGACGUUUAUCAAUCCGACUGUGUUGUGGACGAUCCCGAAUUAAAGAAUCUUUUGUACUCUUCGGCGAAUCCGAAAUCUGCGAAAAAGAAGAAAAAGAAGGCCGAGCGAGCCGUAGGAGAUGUCGCGAUGGAAGUCGAUGCCAAGGCCUAACACUGUCAUUUUAUCGUACACCAUGACUUAUGACAUCGUCUGCACUACUCCGAUAUUUUUUAUUUAGCGAUUUAAGAGCCAAGGCUGGACACUUUCGAAAUAGAUCAUAACAAACAGCUGUGACAUCCUGAAACAUUGCAUCGAUAAAUUAUAUUGCGCGAUGCUUCGUGUUGCUACAUCCUCGCCAUUCCUUGUGAAGGAAUAUCGGUAAUUAUCUGAUAUUUGAGCGUGCGAGCUUCAUACACACACACACACACACAUGGUACCUUCGCACUCGAGGGAAGUGUCAACUUUUGCUCUGCCAGAAUAAAACUUUAUCAUCAUACAUUAUGCCACAAUUUACACACUAUCGACGCUUAAGUUUUUAUACCGGAGUAUCUUUUAAUGGACCAUGGUAUUAUUAUUACUGUAUGCGAAUUGGCAAUUAUUCUUAUGAUUAUUACUUGCAGUUGUAUCGCAUUUAAACAUCCGAACUAACGUUUCCUACACGAUAAUACUAUACGAUCAUUCUCUGUGGAUUGGAUCUAAUGAAAAAGUGAAUCGUAUAUGUAUUUCUGUAUUAACGAACUUUCGUUUGUCUUCUGUACGAUAAAAUUGUACUUUAAAAAAUGUCUAAUUGUUUCGCGUGUAAUUAUUUUCGGGCGGGAUAUGUCGGAGAGACAUAAGAACGAUUUAAUUUGUGAAUAGAAUAAUUAUGUAUUUUUUGUCACACACUUCACUGUGAAUAUCCGUAUGAGAUACGAUUCACUUCGAUUCACGUCGCUAGUUUCACGCUAGUCGAUUUUGUAUCCUGUGUCCAGCUACGAGAAACACUAAUAACGUUUAAAUUGUAUAAUUGGAGGAAUGUCCGUUUUGGGACACUGCAUAAAUAAUGAAAUGCCAAUGAUUCUCCGAGUGUUUCGUUGCGAAAUACCCCCGACCGACAAGAGAGAGAGAGAGAGAGAAAAGAAAUUGCUCUAUUAUAAUUUAUUCUCAUAUUCCGCGUAAAUUAUAAAUUGUGUACGGAGAACAAAUUGUUAGCAGCUGGGAAUGCACUUUACAUCGGACGAAUUUAUUUAUGCGAAAAGAAAAAAGAAAAGAAUAGUUCUUUACAAAAAAAAUACAUUCUUAGGGAGUAAUUGACUUGCCGACUUGCUACAAGCCGCAAAUUAUAAAAAUUAAUAUACUGUGUAAUAAUAGUUUUAUAUGUAAGAGGGAUAGAUAAUGUAUCUGUUAUAGAUAUUUUUUCUACUCAAGUUGUGUGCAUACGUCGAAUGUUACAGAGUGUGCUUGUAUAACAAAAGAUGUCUUAGAUCGUUGUGCACUGUCCAUCAUUUGCCCGAAUAUCUUUCGCACAUUCGCUGUUCGCGUUUAGAACAUAAAUGACGGCUACUUCGAGGAAUUUUCUUGUGAGAUCUUCAAGUUAACCGUAAUGUUGAGCCAUUUUGUAAUGAUUUUCGUCGGAACAAAUAAGAAAGUAUGAAAUUUUGCAAACGAGGGCCGUGCACAAAAUUCAUACUCGGUAAUAAAAUUUAAUACAGUGAUA